Messenger RNA from Rhizophagus irregularis DAOM 181602=DAOM 197198, 1379 nucleotides. The record is from RefSeq and is a predicted model, not a curated record. Lineage: Eukaryota; Fungi; Glomeromycota; Glomeromycetes; Glomerales; Glomeraceae.
AAAACAGUUGCUCUCAAAAAGCUUAAAAACUCUAAAAACAUUACUUCAAAAGAGUUAAAUGAGCUUAAGAUGUUUUAUCAUUAUUCUUUAAAUGGAAAUAAUUUAAUUUACGAUAGUUAUUCGGGUCUUGUUAACGUAUAUUAUGGUAUUACUCAAGAUCCUAUUACCCAAGAUUUUAUAUUUAUUAUGCCAUAUUAUAAUUCGGAUUUGACACAUUAUAUAACUAAAGACUUUUAUAAUAUUAGUUGGUAUGAUAAGAUACGUACGUUGCAUGAUAUUAUAAAAGGACUUAAUAAAAUUCAUGACGUAAAUAUUAUACAUCGAGAUUUACAUAGUGGAAAUAUUCUUUUAAAUGGUCAUAGAGCAAAAAUAUGUGAUUUAGGAACAUGUAAAUCGACAACUGAAUUAACAGAUAAUGAAGAAGAGAUUUAUGGCAUAAUUCCUUAUGUUGCGCCAGAGGUUUUACAAGGAAAAAAAUAUACCAAAGCUUCAGAUAUAUAUAGUUUUGGAAUGAUCAUGUGGGAGUUAAUGGUAGGAAGAAGACCUUUUUGGGAUAGAAAUCAUAACACAGAACUUAUAAUUGAAAUAUGUGAUGGUUUACGUCCACCAAUUAUUACAAAUGCACCUAAAGGUUAUAUUGAUUUGAUGAAAGAAUGUUGGCAUUCUGAUCCUAAAAAAAGACCAACAGCAGUUGAAAUAUUAAAAAAAACUGAGGAAGUACUUGUUAAUGAACAGGAAUAUAAGACUGAAAUUAUAGAAUCAUCAGAUAUUGGACCCGUAACAAGAAAUAAUCCUGAUGCCAUAUUUAAGAGUAGAUAUUUAAGUGGUAUGAUAAAAUCUGCAGCUUCUACAAGAAGUUUAAAAAGCCAAUCUAUUACUUCAAAACUUGACCAAUUUGACAACUACCGGAGAAACUUUAAUGUCAAAAGAAAGUUUAACGAUAACCAACUUGACAAUAGUUUUGACAACGACAAAAAUAUUAAAAAGAUUAAAAUAAUCAAAGAUGAAAGUAUUGAUUACAUUACAAAAGAACUUGAAUUUGAUAUCGUUACAAAUUCUAACCAAUCUAACGAUGAUGAAUAUAUUACUAUCGAAAUUGAUUUUGAUAUUUAAAGGUGCAAGUAUGGACUAUGAAAGAUUGUUUCUGUCAUUCACAUGAUACUGCUAUAAAACCAACAAUCAACCAAUCAGAACGCAAAUUUUAGUUAUAUUUUUUGCUUUCGAUUCCCACUUCCUGGUUAUUAUAAGAAAUUACAAUAAUAAAAAUAGAUGUCGAAAAUUACUAAAUAAUAUUUGGUAUGCCUUAUUUAUAACGUACGGGAAAACUUUUCACUAUUUAUUUUUGAAAGAUUUUGAGUAAUUUCAUAUUUUCUUACGAC